AUGAGCUUGUCCUUCCUCCUCCUGCUCUUCCUCAGCCACCUGAUCCUCAGCGCCUGGGCUCACGGAGAGAAGCGCCUCGCCCCCAAAGGGCAACCUGGACCCGCUGCCACUGAUAGGAGCCCGGGAGGCGACAGCACCAGCCAGAGCUGCAGCAGCACCACGUCUUCCUCCUCUCCCUCCUCUACCUCCUCUGCCCCGGCGGCUACCCUGGGCAACCAAGGAAGCGGCUCCGAGCAGAGCAGCUUCCAGUGGAGCCCCUCGGGGCGCCGGACCGGCAGCCUCUACUGCAGAGUGGGCAUCGGUUUCCAUCUGCAGAUCUACCCGGAUGGCAAAGUCAAUGGAUCCCACGAAGCCAGUAUGUUAAGUAUUUUGGAAAUAUUUGCUGUGUCUCAGGGGAUCGUAGGAAUACGAGGAGUUUUCAGCAACAAAUUUUUAGCCAUGUCAAAAAAAGGAAAACUCCACGCAAGUGCCAAAUUUACAGAUGACUGCAAGUUCAGGGAGAGAUUUCAAGAAAACAGCUAUAAUACCUACGCCUCAGCAAUACACAGAACUGAAAAAACGGGACGUGAGUGGUAUGUGGCUCUGAAUAAAAGAGGGAAAGCUAAACGAGGCUGCAGCCCACGGGUCAAACCCCAGCACAUCUCUACCCAUUUUUUGCCGAGAUUCAAGCAGUCGGAGCAGCCAGAACUUUCUUUCACGGUCACUGUUCCUGAAAAGAAAAAGCCACCUAACCCUAUCAAGCCAAAGGUUCCCCUUUCUGCACCUAGGAAAAGCCCUAACACGGUGAAAUACAGACUCAAGUUUCGCUUUGGAUAA
Loxodonta africana (African savanna elephant) is the source of this 816-nucleotide messenger RNA. RefSeq names its product fibroblast growth factor 5 (gene FGF5). Gene Ontology annotation, biological process: fibroblast growth factor receptor signaling pathway; positive regulation of protein phosphorylation; positive regulation of cell population proliferation. Gene Ontology annotation, molecular function: fibroblast growth factor receptor binding; growth factor activity. The record is from RefSeq and is a predicted model, not a curated record. The transcript has 3 exons. NCBI's taxonomy places the organism in Eukaryota, Metazoa, Chordata, Mammalia, Proboscidea, Elephantidae. Gene Ontology annotation, cellular component: cytoplasm. The coding region runs from base 1 to 816 and encodes 271 amino acids.